Solanum pennellii is the source of this 2215-nucleotide messenger RNA. Its product is annotated as E3 ubiquitin-protein ligase KEG. Gene Ontology annotation, biological process: protein phosphorylation. The transcript has 6 exons. The record is from RefSeq and is a predicted model, not a curated record. Bases 208 to 2061 code for a protein of 617 amino acids. Gene Ontology annotation, molecular function: ATP binding; protein kinase activity. NCBI's taxonomy places the organism in Eukaryota, Viridiplantae, Streptophyta, Magnoliopsida, Solanales, Solanaceae.
UAAUCCGUCCCAUAGUGACAGCACCGCCUUUGUUUGCUUCCUCUGUGUUGUAAUCCAUUUUGCCACUCCUUAACGCACUCUAUGAUAACUCCGUUCACGUUUCUCAAAGCUAAUUUUUUUUAAUCAACCAAUUCAAGAUCCCCACAACAAAUCACAUGGGUGUCUUUUAUCGUACCAUACCCCUCACAUAAUAGAGACUCUGAGAAAAUGGCUAAAGAUAUGAAAGGAUAUCCUUUGGCAGCCUCUUUCGAUUAUGAGCUUUAUGAAGGAGAUCCUGAUCAUCUUAGAACUGUUGUUGCUGCACCUGCCCCAGCCAGUCCGUACAUUGAUCCUGCUUCAAUCAAACUUAAACAUAGGAUCGGACGUGGAUACUUUGGUGAUGUUUGGUCAGCCACACAUCAUCAAUCAGCUACUGAUUAUGAUGAGCAUCAUGAAGUAGCUGUAAAAAGGUUACAUCCUAUAAAUGAGGAUCAGGUAAAGGCUUUCUUAAGCAAGUUCGAUGAUUUAUGGGUGAAGUUGAAGUCUAAACAAAUCCAAGGUGUUUGUUGGCUGCAUGGUAUCACUGUAAUAUCUGGAAAGAUCUGUAUAGUUAUGAGAUCCUAUGAGGGAUCAGUUGGUGAUAAAAUGGCUCGUCUGAAAAGAGGGAAGCUCCAGUUACCUGAUGUGCUUAGAUAUGGUACUGAAUUGGCUAAAGUAAUACAAGAAUUGCAUUCAAUGAAUGUCUUGGUUCUGAACCUUAAGCCAACUAAUUUUCUUCUGAACGAACAUGAUGAAGUGUUCCUCGGAGACUUUGGUAUACCGUAUCUUCUUCUUGGAGUUCAACCACCUGAUUCAGAUUUAGCACUAAUGCGUGGGACUCCGAAUUACAUGGCUCCGGAACAGUGGGAACCUGAGGUUAGAGGCCCAAUAACUUGUGAGACUGAUGCUUGGGGAUUUGGAUGCAGCGUUAUCGAGAUGUUGACUGGUGUUCAGCCCUGGUUAGGUAAAUCAGUCCAUGAUAUCUACCGUUUGGUGGUGAUAAACCAAGAAAAGCCACAACUUCCUGGUGGCCUCCCCACUGCUAUUGAGAAUAUUCUCAAUGGCUGUUUUGAGUAUGAUCUCCGCAAUCGACCUCUGAUGGUGGACAUUUUGCAAGCAUUUGAAAGCUCGAAGAAUGCUGCUUAUAGUGAAGGAGAGGGGAGCGACAUAGGAGGAACUCUGUCUGAGAAAAGCAAAACCUGUGGCUUUACCACAUGGUUCCUUUCAAAAGAUCAUCUUCAAGUGGGAGAUACUAUUCGCUCCAGAAAAAUGUUCAACUCCAGAAAUUCUCAAGAUUUGCCUGUGUUGGAAGGAAGUGUUGUUGGUCUCGAGAAAGAUACUGAUCGAGAUGGAUUUGUUCUGGUACGAGUCCCCAAUUUACGGAGCCCUCUUAGGGUAAAUGCAUCAACCAUAGAGAGGGUUACAUGUGGUUUGGCAACUGGGGAUUGGGUGCGCUUGGUCAAUGAAAGUAAGAAUCACUUCUCUGUGGGCAUCUUACACUCGGUGCAGCGUGAUGGAAGCAUCAGUGUUGGUAUUUUAGGGUUAGAAACAUUAUGGACAGGACAUUCUUCUGAAGUCGAAAAAGUUGACCCAUAUUUAUUGGGACAAUUCGUGCAAUUGAAAUCAAAUGUUGAAACUCCCAGGUUUGAAUGGCCUAAGAAAUGGGGAGGAGGAUGGGCUACUGGUAGAAUAUCACAGAUACUUCCAAAUGGUUGUCUUGUCGUUCAAUUUCCAGGAAGGUUGGUAUUUGGUGAUGAACCUAAUACUUUCUUAGCUGAUCCAGAUGAGGUGAUGGAAGUAUCAUUUGAUACAUGUCCUGGCAUUGUCAAGAAGUAUCAGCACCUCGAGGAUUUUCACUGGUGUAUUCGACCACUUUCUAUUGCGUUUAGCCUACUUACAGCAGCAAAGCUUGGUGUAUCUGUAGGAAAAUGCAUUAAUGCGAAGCUGAAGAAGGAUCACGAUCAUCGUACUAAGGAUGGUGAGGUUGGUGGCAAGCCAGCCUGGCUUCGGCCAAAUAUCCUGUUUAAGGAAGGUGCUAGGUAAUCUGUACUUGUUGGUAAAAAAAAAAAAAGAGUAAAUUUCGUAGCAGUGGCACAAAACUUUGCAUCAUAGUAUGUUGUAAACUUUUUAUUAUGCUGAAUUUGUGAUAUGUAUGUACAUAUUUUCUUAAUACAAAGCUCUGCAGAUAUCAGAAAUA